CACAGAGAGUAUCCAAGGUUUAUUUUCUGAUGUCGGGAUCUCUGUGAGAGACAAACGGGGAGCGAGAAGCGGCAUUUUUCUUCCUCACCCUGGAUUUUCAGACAAGCUGUUUCGCAAACUAAACCAUAGUCAGAAAUCGUUUUUCUUUUACAGUCUACAGAAGUGCAUGUUUUCUGUUUUAGCGGAUGGGAUGCGCGUCUUCUCACUAACCAACCGGCCCGCUGCUGUUUGACAUAUUUCCUCCCUCUAUACCCGAGCUGGAUUAACUCACCGGUUUUCCUUCUUACCGGGGGGAAGUUGGCCUCAUUAAAACUUUUUUCUGGCCGUAACGUACUUUGGAUGCUACGGAAAUGGGACAGCGCCAACGGGAGAGCGUGUCCGCGCUUUGCAGAAAAAGUUUGCUUUGGACGGUGCUGAUCCUCUGGCUGACCACGUUUGUGGACGGCACCUGGAAGACAGGACUUUACAAAACCUACUCAGCCGGGACGCAGCUGAGCAGAGACCAGACAGCAGCCUCUCACACCUCAGUGUAUCAGAAAAGGAACUGGUGCCCUCAUACGGUCACUAAGACAGUGACUUGCCAGGUACAGAAUGGGACAAUCCUGCAGCGCAUCUACCAGACAUGCCGCUGGCCGCAGGGGUGUACAGGAGGCAGCUACCGGACCGUGGUCAGACCUUCCUAUAAAAUUGUGUAUCGCACUGCAACCUCUCUGGAAUGGAAAUGCUGUCCAGGAUUCAGCGGCCCUGCUUGUGAAGAAGAGGCAGGGAGCCAGCUUGUAGCUCAGGAAGCAAUAAGGAAACCAUCCACACUACGCCGCCCGCCAACACGCACAGGAGAGUCGAUCUCUAAUUGUCUCAACUGCAGUCGAAUCACAGAGAUGAAUGACAAGCUGAGCUCACUGGAGGCAAAGGUCCAAUUACUUACUGCCCCGGCCUCCGUAUCACAUCGCCACCUUCAGGGCAAAGGGGGAACCGUGCCAGAGGCCUCCUUAUUGAUGGGGGCCAUGCCCUCUCAGGGAGCUCCUGGUGAGCAGGGCCCUGCAGGUCCUCAGGGAGAAAAGGGGAGAGAUGGACUACCUGGAAGAGAUGGGAAGCAAGGGUCUCGAGGGUUGCCAGGUCCCAGUGGGCCUCGGGGGGAGGCCGGGGUAAGGGGCCCAUCUGGAUCCCCUGGAUCGAAGGGAUACCCAGGACCAGCAGGGCCCCACGGUCCUCCAGGACACCCAGGAGAGAGAGGCCUACCAGGCCCUCCAGGGCCACCUGGCCCCCCAGCGCCAGCCAGUGCCCGCAUCCCAGACCCAGACCACAAUCGAGGAAAAGACCCCUUCUUCACCAACACUUUCCAUGACUCACGAGGGUUGCCUGUUCCAGGACCCCAGGGUCCCCCUGGGCCUAUUGGACCCCCGGGUCCCAAGGGCCCUGUCGGACCUCCUGGCCCACAAGGACAGAAUGGGAAACCUGGAUCUCUUGGAGCGCAGGGCCCUGUGGGGCCAAAGGGAGAACGUGGGGAGAGAGGUCCUUUAGGUUACCCAGGAGAGAGGGGCUUCAGAGGCGAGCCGGGAACGCCAGGUCCCAAGGGAGAGCCAGGAGAGAAGGGCUUGCCGCUGUCUGACUCCCUCUGCAAGCUACUGUCCCCAUGGCUACCUUUCACAGUCACCUUUUCAGCACCUGACUUUGGCAUAUACAUGGGGACGGAAUACAUCAGAUCAGAGAGGCGCUGAAGAUCUUAGCCGAGAGGGUUUUAAUCCUUGAGACUAUGAUCGGUAUUCAUGGUGAGUAGGAGGCCUGAGGCAGGGUCAGCUUUAGGCAGGGGUCAAAGGUGGGGGGCUCAAGCUCACCCACCGCAUCUCACUCCUGGGACAGGGAGUGGGAACAGUCGUGAGCAGCCCCAGGACUUGGGCUGGCGUUUCCACCCCCCCUCACACAGUCCCCCCUGUCAAUGCUCUCUAAUAGGACGUUAGCUUGCAGAUGUUCCACGACUUGCAGGCAGACCUUGAGCUUCUGGCUCGCAGGGUGACGCUGCUGGAGGCUAUCAUCUGGCCAGGUAACGCUGAGACAUCCUCACCCACAGCUCUGCCGGCCCUCCACAGAUAGCCACACUGACCCUUUCUGACACAAUAUAGAAAGUGUUGAUCGAGUAUUAGAUGUAUAAAAUGUAUAACCACGUUUUACCGAACUGCUGAAUGUUGAUCUAGUCACUGAAAAGUAAAUGUUUUGUAGAAAUGUAUUUUUAUGUAUGAGUUAUUUUGAUUGUUUCAAUCCCCUGAUACCAGUGCAGAUUUUACUUCAAUGUUGUGCAUAAUAAUAACCUGCUUUAUGUGUUAAUGUGUACCAAUGGAUGUCAAGUGUGUAAGUCUAGCCAGUAGUGCUGCAACAAUUAGUCAUUCAAUUGAUUAGAUGAUUCAAAUGUACAUUGUGCAAGAUAGUUGUCAAGAAAAAAUGUUUUUAAAAAAAUCAUUGGUUUGAAUUCUCAGAUGUAAAGAUUUGCAGUUUUUCUCUGCUUUGUGGUAUUUUAAAUGUAUCAUCUUUUGGUUUGGGAUUGUUGGUCAAACAAAACAUCCAAAUUAAGGACAUCACCUUUGGAUCUUGGAAAUUGUAAUUUUUUACUUUGUAAUGACUUUUUAAACUAAAAUAGAAAUAAAUAACUGAAAAAUCAUUGAUAAUGAAAGUAACCAUUAGCUGCAGCCCUACUAGCCAGACACACUCAUUAACAACAGAAUCAAGUAAAGAAGCAUUUGAUAAAUCCCUUGAGCACUGAUAAAUAAUUUGAAUAUAAAAAGUGGGCAGUUGAUGUCCAGUUAAAAUAAGAACCCAUUCAUGAUACCUCCAAUACAGAGCCACAUCAGAGUAGACUUGGAUAGAGUGCACACAGACAGGGAAGCCCUGUUCCAACUGCUGUCUUUCUUCAACAGAACCUGAUCUAGGGUCUGGGGAUGGACCGUUUGGCACAGCCUCCCCUAGUUUCUACAGAGAUAAGCGAGCAGGUGUGCUUCCAUAUCGACUUGCUUCUCCUCUGUCCUCCGACACCAAGGUUCGAGGGAAGUAGCCCCCCCUU
Scomber japonicus (chub mackerel) is the source of this 3052-nucleotide messenger RNA. RefSeq names its product EMI domain containing 1 (gene emid1). Bases 351 to 1718 code for a protein of 455 amino acids. The transcript has 16 exons. Lineage: Eukaryota; Metazoa; Chordata; Actinopteri; Scombriformes; Scombridae. Gene Ontology annotation, molecular function: protein binding. The record is from RefSeq and is a predicted model, not a curated record.